CUCUUCACCGAUUGUGCACCUGACUUGGUCUUCGUGCGCUCGAAUUACGUCGAUACCAUACCCAACAAUUCUCUUUGUCGUUGUACAAAUCCUCCCGUCGAUCCAACACUUGCCCGGACAACCUCAGCGACCGAGCGGCAUCUCCGUCACGAUAUUCCCCCAUGCAAACAUAGUAUAAUAGCCGCCACCUCGCCCUCUGGCUGUCUGGGUGAAAGAUAGCCUCAAACCACAGGCGCGAUGGGGCUCAUUGGCGGCAUCUCUCCUGGAGGGAGCAUUGCUCUCGGAAUAAUAGUCGGCUUGAUAUCCACGAGCGUCCAAAGUCUCGGCCUGACGCUACAACGAAAGUCACACAUACUCGAAGAUGAAAAGGGGCCCUACGAUGUUCGACGACCGCCAUAUCGAAGAAGGAGGUGGCAGGUAGGAAUGGGCAUGUUCAUCAUCUCCAACGUCGUCGGGAGCUCGGUUCAGAUAUCGGUCCUCCCUUUACCGGUCCUCUCGACACUCCAAGCGUCCGGCUUGGUAUUCAACUCGAUUUGCGCCACCCUCAUUCUCGGAGAACCGUUCACGAGGUGGUCACUAUGGGGAACCUUGCUGGUCUGCAGCGGCGCAGUCUUGAUCGCCAUCUUCGGAGCUAUUCCCUCGCCGGCGCAUAAAUUGAGCGAGCUGCUGGAAUUAUUGGGAAGGGGUCCCUUCGUGGCAUGGAUGGUGUUUCAGGGCAUCCUGGUGCUGGGCAUUGCGAUCGCGACAGAUGUGAUAGGCAACUUCACAAAGCUGAUGCAGCAUUCCCGGUUCCGCCUUGCUCGGGGUUUUGCUUACGGCUGCAUAAGUGGCAUCCUGUCUGCUCACUCCCUGCUGGUGGCCAAGUCAGCCGUCGAACUGCUCGUCAAGACUCUUGUGGACGGCGAUAACCAGUUUGUCCACUGGCAGUCCUGGGCCAUUCUCCUGGCCCUUGUCACGCUCGCUCUCAGCCAACUCUACUACCUACACCGCGGCCUGAAACUGGUUUCGACCUCGGUUCUAUACCCACUAAUAUUUUGCAUCUAUAACAUCAUCGCCAUUCUAGAUGGCCUAAUCUACUUUGAUCAGACCGAACUGAUCAGCCCGCUCCAGGCGUGCCUAAUCACCCUUGGCACCGUCAUCCUUCUCACCGGUGUCCUGGCACUAUCAUGGCGUCUACACGACGAACAACACACCCCCGGCGUUGGCCAGUCAACUCUUGCCCCAGGACUGGGCCUAGUCGAAGAUACAGAAGACGAAGACGACGAAGAAGCCCUCCUACUCCGCUCCGACAUCGAAGACGAGGAGGAACGCAUCGGCGUUCCCUCUCCACGCUUGUACAGCUACAGCACCUUCAGCACCAGCCAAUCCCGACUACCGGGCGACGGCACCUCUCAAGGCGGCGGGCCCGUCCUGGUGAUAGCACCACCCAAGCGCCAGCGUUCCCUAGCCGGCCAAUCGAUCCGCACCCUACCUUCCAACCGAUGGACCGAACGUGCCGAAAUCUGGGACGAGCUCGAAGACCGUGACACGCCACCCGACCACUCCUCCCUCUCCUCCCCAGCCUUUCUCUCCAGCAGCAGGCGCCGCUCCACCACUUUACCCGUUUCAAAUCCAGGCGAGGGUACCUCCCUCCUCCACCCGCGCCGGAGGGAAGUAAGCGAUAGCUACCAGUUCGCUCCGCCGCGAGCCGCCACCGAUCUCGCCUCGCCCCGACCACGAAAUUCCCGGAGACGCAGAAAGUCCACUGGUUUCCCGGGUUUCAUUCCCCGCAAACCGUCAGCGGCAACGACAGCACCACGAAAGCCGUCGUCAGGUGGUGGUUUGCAAGAUGUAGUCAGUGGAUUCCUGAGAGCAAGGUGGUGGAAGAAUAAACCAAAGACUACACUGGGGGUGCCAGGACUGAGGGAGGAGGCGAUAGUUGCUGCGAGGAAUAGGAUACAUGAAGAAGAGGAAGGGGAGGGGUUGUUGGAGGAUUAUCAUCAAGGGCAGGGUCAGGGUCAGGGUCAGGGUCAGGCGCAAGCGUCGGGGUCGGGGUCGGGGUCAAGUAGUGAGCGAGUGUCCCCAAAGAAUGGGAACGGGAGGACAGAAGAGGCGUUAUCACUAGAUGGCGCCCCCCAAGGGGAAGGGCCGUCGACAACAACAGGAGGGAUAAGGAAUAAUGGGAGGCGCAAGGUUGAUGAUUCACCGGUAUAGUACUAGACCAUGUGUUUGGUCUUGGGUUGGCGCUUGGGUUCUGGCUUUUUUAUCAUUUUCUUCUAUAGGUAGCAAUGGGGGCUCGGGGGGGUGGAUAUCAAUAAAUAUACCAGCAAUAGACAGACGUAUGUCGUGUUUCAGUCAGGUGCCGUCGUUCAAUCUAGCCUUGCUUGAUUAAGGACCUCUACUCUUCGUGUUG
Messenger RNA from Neurospora tetraspora, 2392 nucleotides. RefSeq lists its product as uncharacterized. Gene Ontology annotation, molecular function: magnesium ion transmembrane transporter activity. Gene Ontology annotation, biological process: magnesium ion transport. The record is from RefSeq and is a predicted model, not a curated record. NCBI's taxonomy places the organism in Eukaryota, Fungi, Ascomycota, Sordariomycetes, Sordariales, Sordariaceae. Bases 238 to 2193 code for a protein of 651 amino acids. Gene Ontology annotation, cellular component: membrane. The transcript is spliced from 2 exons.